AAAUGAUUACGAGAUGAAGCGUGAGGCAAAUAGUUUAAUUAUUUGUUUUCUUUUGCAAAUAUUUUAGAACUUGACAGCACAAAGAAGUCGGCCAUUUUAUUGCUGGCUGAAGAACGGAGGGAGAAGUGAUUGCUUCUCAAGCGAAGCUGUAAAUUAAUUUUUGAAUCGUUUUAUUUUAUGAUAAUAGCGUUCAAAUCAGGUACAAACAAGUAUACGUAUUUAGUGUAAGUUUUUAGUGAAUUUAUGUAUUGCGUGUUGGAAGAUGGACGAUCCGAAUAGAAUGAUGGCGCAUAGCGGUGGUCUCAUGGGACCUCAAGGCUACGGGCUGCCCGGCGGCGACGGUGCGCCUGCCGCGGGCGACGGCGAGGCGAGGAAGCAGGAUAUUGGCGAGAUCCUGCAGCAAAUCAUGAACAUAACCGACCAGAGCCUCGACGAGGCGCAAGCCAGGAAACACACGCUCAACUGUCACAGGAUGAAGCCUGCGCUAUUUUCUGUGUUGUGCGAAAUCAAAGAAAAAACAGUCUUAUCUCUCCGCAACACGCAAGAGGAAGAGCCUCCAGACCCUCAGCUGAUGAGGUUGGACAACAUGCUGAUUGCGGAGGGUGUAGCAGGCCCUGAGAAAGGUGGUGGAGCCGGGGCGGCCGCCUCUGCUUCAGCCGCUGCAGGCGAAUGGGGCACUGUGGCCCAAGCAGAUAACGCGAUCGAGCAUUCCGACUACCGCGCGAAGCUGGCCCAGAUCCGACAGAUCUACCACCAGGAGCUGGACAAGUACGAGAACGCGUGCAACGAGUUCACCACGCACGUCAUGAACCUGCUCCGGGAGCAGAGUCGCACCAGACCCAUCACUCCCAAGGAAAUAGAGCGCAUGGUGCAGAUCAUCCACAAGAAGUUCAGUUCUAUCCAGAUGCAGCUGAAACAGUCCACGUGUGAAGCGGUCAUGAUCCUACGUUCACGUUUCCUGGACGCGCGCCGAAAGCGCCGCAACUUCAGCAAGCAGGCCUCAGAGAUCCUCAAUGAGUACUUCUACUCGCACCUGUCCAACCCUUACCCCAGCGAGGAGGCUAAGGAGGAGCUGGCGCGCAAGUGCGGCAUCACGGUCUCGCAGGUGUCCAAUUGGUUCGGCAACAAGCGCAUUCGCUACAAGAAGAACAUUGGCAAAGCGCAAGAAGAGGCCAAUCUCUACGCCGCGAAGAAAGCAGCCGACCUGUCGUGGGCGGGCGCGGGCAGGCGCGAGGCUCGCUCUCCGGCCGGCCACGCCGCAUACAACACAGCGGGCGCCUCCCCCUACUCCAUGGGCGCGGCGUCCGGCACGGCGACGCCCAUGAUGUCCCCCGCGCCCACGCAGGACUCCAUGGGCUACUCGCUCCCGGCGCCGGGCUACGACCAGCCCCAGCCGCCCUACGACGCGGCCAUGGGCUACGACCCCAUGCACCAGGACCUGUCGCCCUAGGCGCGCCAGGGGCCACAAUCGCGCAGCUUCCACAAAAUUGCCAUUACUAUAAGUUGCGACACGCGGCGUAGGCGAGCGCCCCCUAGCUGUAGGACCUUGUAUACUAUACCACUGCGUCUACACUAAACUCUAGUUAAAUGUUAUUUUAUACGCGAUUUCUAUUGAAAUUCAUCGAUUUAUUUUUGUGUAUUAUUAUUUUUACUCUAUACAAUUUACAUAGGUUUUACCGGAGUAUUUAUUGUAAUUAUUUUUAUAUAAUGUACAGUGAUAUCCUAGAAUUUACAUGAAAUAAAUCGCCAGAGAGUAGACAUCGCAUUCUAGUCUACAAAAAAAAUUGACAUAUAAAGAAAGCAUUUCGACUUUAACUUUUAAAAAACAAAACUUUACGCAAUUCAUUAAAAAUACGCACACAUACAUUUUUGUACAUGAUUUUCUGUUGUUAAAUGAAUGCAGGCGACUAUGUUAGUCCGCGCAUGUCAAGUAGGUCAAGAACAUGCGCGGAAUUUAUGCAAACCAAACCAAUGUAAAUAAGGAUAUGACUGUUCAUAAUUAUUAAUUAUUAUGUAUUUUGCUAAUUUUACGCCAGUUCUCGAAAAGUAUUAUUUUGGCCCAGUGAUUGUUUCUAAAGUCAAGUAUUCGGCAGUAUUACCGCAGCAAGUGACAAGAUCUCUUUUUGUAAACGUUCACUAAAUAUACCCGGGCCAUGAUACCAUUUUCUAUUUGACGUUUAGAAAAGUUUCUAUUUGAAUUAAAUUUAAUCAAGUAGUUUCGAAACGUUAAGUAAAUCUUUCGACGUAGAUAAGCUUAGUAACCUCACCCAAUACAAGUCUGGGUAUUUCAUAUAAUAUAGCAGGUAGUUGCAAUUUGCUUUAAAUAAAGCUAUCAAUACGAUGCAACUGAAUAAUGCCUUACUAACAUUAAUGAUCGGUUCAAUGUUAAAAUUAAUCUUUCAAUUCGCGGUCAUGAGGACCUCAAACGAGGGAAUGCAUGAGUGAAGGACACACCUUUCACGUAACUCUUACAAUGACACAUCUAAUACUUUUUGACCAAAUGAAUAUCAAAUAGAAAAUAGUAAAGUGGCUGAAGUAUAAAUAAUUUUAAAUAAAUAACUAAUCCUUACCAUACGGUGAAUAUAAAUAUACGAUAGUAUGUAAGUGAAUGUAGUGUAAUGUUUAUAUUGUAAGCGUUAAGAUAUGUUUUUAUGCUGACUAGAUCGAUGUGGACGAGCCCUUGUGGCGGUGCCGACUGACGAUAACGUCUAACUAUACCCUGUUCAUUGAGACGAGCCAACAGGUAGGUUCCUAUUUACCUUCUUUUUUUUGAGAUAUCUGUAUGUUUUUCUUUUACUUUGUGUUGUAAUAAUAAAUUCUGAAUAGUGAAUAGAGAGAUGGUAUUGUCAGUCGACAGUAUACUUGGGCUGCCGAAAUAAAGUGUGCAAUUUUAAUAUUUUAAUAGACGAGGUUUAUAAAGGUCGGCGCACACUGAGUAUUUCUCUUUUUCACUUAACUCCUAUUUACUACGAUACAAGUAAGCGAUUUUAUCCUUUUAACAUAAGUUUAAACGUCUUCAUUUGAUCGUUUUCAAUUAAAUUCUUCGGUGUUGUGAAUAUCGGUAUGGCAACUGUGAGUUAUUCAAACGUUUACUAGGAUUUGAGUGAAAUAUUUGUUUGACAAAAUUGUAGGUCUCCAUAUGAACGUUAAGAAUGCUAUUACAAUUACUUGUACUUUGUUGUACAAAUGUUUCACGCAGUUGUUAGCGAGUAAACGUUAUGCAGAACUCAGGUUCAAGGCAUAUUGUUGCAGAGUCGACCGCUCAUUGACGCGAUUUUUAAACGUAAAGUGAACGCCAACAUUAUAUUAGCUCUGUACCUAAUACAAAGUUUGUGUGGGAUAAAUGUGCGCGUUGGAGUUAAAGUUCAGUAUACGUCAAGGUAUACGUUUGAAUAAUAUAUUAUAAAAAUGAGAAAGCCGGUCAUGUACGAGUUGGACUUGUACACGACGAUCGUACAAGAUAUAAAACUGAAUUUUUUAAUUUGCGUGGCGGCCAUUUUCACACUGAAAAUUUCAACUAUCUAGGCACCUAUUCAUGGGAUACGGCCCGCUGACAGACGGACGAACAGCAGAGGCUUAGUAAUACGGUCCCAUUGACACCUUUCCGGUAUGGAACCCUAAAAAGAUGCGUCGGUUCAAUUUGGCUGUGCGUUAAUGUGUCUUGAGCCUUAUACUAGCAGUACUAAACCAUAAUAUAUUAUAUUUUCGGUGCUAAAUUGUUGCUGGCACAGAAUAUUAUUUUUUCAUGUAGUGUAUAGGUUAAAUGUUAAUGAUUUUAUUUUAUUUGUCGUUCUGAUUCAAUGAAAAUAGAUUGUCUAUUGCCCAAUAGACUGAGAGACGUUGGACUAUUUAUUCAGUGUUUUUUGUAAUACACACAUUAUUUAUUGUAAUACAUACAUACUAAUGUUAUUAAUAUAUCGACUGGUAUCAGAGCACCUCUGCGAAGGUGGCCUGGACCACCCAGGCGUUCAAAGUCGCAAGCAGAAGCCCAUUGAAAAAUGACCUCGGACGGGUUUGAAACUAGUCAGGCAUACUCCGGCUAAGACGUGAGUCCAACCGACAGACAUUAAUAUUUAUGAUGAUAUUAAGCUCUUGAACAAAUUGGUCACCGUCUCUUAGACUAUAUUAAGCAGCCUAACGAGAUGGAUAGUUCCACUGUACACAUAGAAAUAAUUUGGAUAUAAAUAAAAAAUUAAUAGAAUUAAGUUGAUGUGUUCUAAAGUCAAGAUAUCUGAAACAGUAUACGAAGAAAACGUUAAAGAGAAAAAUAUAAUAAUUGGAGUUAAACUACAGCGAUCAUUAUAGAACGCGCCGCUGCCUAUGUCCUUUACAAUACAGGGUGUUUUAUUUGUUUGAGACAGUGUAACUUAGACUUUAAACUUGUCAUGAGCAGAACGCAUACGUUGUAUUUUUCUUCAUGAAAAUUACCUUAAUAUUUCUUAAGUACCCACUAUUAUAUUAUACUAAAAAAUAUUUUUCUAGUUUAAGUAGGGAUUCUUUUUCUUCCUGGUAUUUUAACCCGGGAUUACGCCAGGGUCGUCGUAAAAAAGAUUCCAUUUAAUCCAAAACCGUUUUUCUUUAUCUAAUUUAAGAGGUUUAAGAUUUCCAAGCAAACAAAACACCCUGUUUACUAACGCAUACUAUUUAUACGAUUUUAAUAAUAGAUUUUAAUGAGAUUCGAUUAAUGUAGUGAUACGAGUAAACCAGCGGCGUGGCACAUGUAUACGACAAGUUCAAUGUUAUUGCGACCAUCAGAUUGAAUAAAUUACAUUUUUGUGUAGUUA
Molecule: messenger RNA, 4784 nt
Organism: Maniola jurtina (meadow brown)
Lineage: Eukaryota; Metazoa; Arthropoda; Insecta; Lepidoptera; Nymphalidae
Gene: exd
Product: homeobox protein extradenticle
Exons: 9
Coding region: 263-1450 (395 amino acids)
Biological process (GO): animal organ morphogenesis; embryonic organ development; regulation of transcription by RNA polymerase II
Cellular component (GO): nucleus
Molecular function (GO): DNA-binding transcription factor activity, RNA polymerase II-specific; RNA polymerase II cis-regulatory region sequence-specific DNA binding
Source: RefSeq, a predicted model, not a curated record